CAGUGAAAAGAUUCCCGUUGAAUGCUUCGGCAUCUUUCUUAACGGGCGAAGGGUCGAACCUCAAGGAGUAGAGAGUAUGAGCCCAGGUCAUGUUGGCUUUCAGCGACAGACUUCUGAUUUUCGCAAACAGGAAAGUUUGUGAGGUCUCAGAGGUGUCCCAGUCAGAGGGAGAUGCUGGUGACAGCCCGCUGCGGUCCAGGAGAGCUGAGAGCACCUUACUUAGUAGUACUGCUGUGUAUAGGUUUGGGAGAUGAUUGACUUUUGUCAUCAACAAAUUGCUGGAAUCCCACCUGCGCUGGUACUCUUUCAUGUACAGAUAAGGAAAGCUCUGAGGCUGUCUGAGAAUAACUUAAAACAUAGAUACGGGAUGCUCCAAGAUUCUCACAGGAGGACUGUAAUGUCUCAAGGUUGUUAUGAGAGAGAACAGGCUAUCUCUACUCCCAUCCUCCACCGGGCAGCAGGAGUCCUUGAGACACACAGCAUAGCUCUCUUAGUUGUGUAAGAGUUCCUGGCACAGCCAAGGGUCACUUAACUGCCCGACUCAUUACACUUAUGCUGAGGCCUAGCGAGACUUCCCAAGUUCAUAAAUCAGCCUGGAGAGGGGGGGAGAAAUGCACCACCACAGGGGCUGUUUCUCUUCUGACUCUACCUGUAAACAAAGUGGCUUCUUCUUGUGUUCACCAGAGGCAAACAAGAAAGGAUACUCAUAAUUAGUUUUGUUUCUUGCUCGAAGAGAGUCUAUGUAUUUAAAAAACAAACCCUUCAGAGCAAGGACCAAGCAGCGUGCCUCUAAUGUUGAGUCUGUUUUGGAACUUGCCUUCAAGUGAGAAUAAGGUUUGUCCCACAGUCUGGUUUGUGGUUUUUAAUCUUCUCCUUUCACUGCUUUUUUGGGGUUUUAGCAAGUCAGUAGCUGGCUACAAAUCUGAGACUGGCUGAACAUAGUCUGAUGCGGAAUAAGCCACAGCUUUGCUGAUAAACUGUUCCUUCUUCUGUUGCAGGGCAAGCACAGCCUUCUGCCCUGGGAGUUUAUGUGUGUGUUUAUUACUUCUACCCUUACUUUUGAACCCAGGCACUGUGGAUCCAGUCUGAGGUGUGUGCUUUGCUGGACUGAAGCCCAUCACUGCUGUUAGGCCCCCCUCACACUUCCACACAGGUGUAUUUUUUUUGCUGGAUGAUCGAAGCAUGCAGUUCCUACAAAGGGAACUGUAUUUAGUGGGCAAUCCAGCAGAAAACUGGAUAUAUCAGUUGGUGAUGGUUUCCUUUCCCUUUUUCCCACUAGUCUGAGUGUCCAGGAUGCUCAGGUACUCACUUGCAUAGGAAGAAAAGGGGAGGGGAAAAAAAAAAAAAAGCUGCAUUUCUACAGUGGUUGGUUUUUAAAGAUCUGAAGUGCUAUGGAGAGUCAGAUCCCUGUGGAAGGGAGCGGUGGCUGCUCUGCAUCAGGAGAGCUUUGGGAAAACUUGGAGGGUUUUGUAUAUGGAAAAGAGAGGAGGCUGAGCUCAAGUGGAUGGCAGCUGCUGGAAAAUUUUCUUUCCCUUUGGGUAUGGAUACCAGGUUAGAAGGGAGCUGGAAAAUGCUAGCCCAGAACACAAGAUUUCUUGAUCCCAUCUUGUUCUGUGAGUGUAUAAGUCUUCCUCCCUGUGCGUCGCCACAGAACUCGACAGUGAGCACCCAAAGCACGAACCAAAAGCUAAGUGAAUUUGUGUUCCUGCUCACCACUCAGGUAUGUUUAAGGGCUGUUUCUUUCCAGCUUCUCAAAAAAAGGGCACAAUUCAGAAGACAGUGCAAGCAUGCUGAGAAAACACACUGUCAUCCUGCUGCUGUAAACUGGGCUUUUUUCUCUGAAAAGCGGAGAGCAGAGCUUGUGAUUUUCCUCCAGAGGUUGCAAGCAGCGGUGUUCUGUACCACACAGCUCCAUGGGCACUUGCGAAAGACAGCAGCACCCUGAAACGAAGGGGUCCCCUGUCCUGGCUGAGACAUCUUGAGUUGUUUUUGUAAUCUCCUUCCCCAUAAUUGAGGACUCCGAUUCCCUGUCUCCUGAACUAUGAGUGUGGGAGAGACCAAAACUGAGGCAAGGUGCUUGAUCUCUCUUGCCCCAGGCUGCCAGGCUUAGAGCUUUGGUGCUUAAUGGUUUUGAGCAGCUGAUCCCUUUUUUGGGUCUGUGAACAGCAGCUUUAGGAGAAAAACAGUCCCUCUACUAGAGUAAACAAGGCGGCUAUUGGUUUGUAUUAACAUGCUUGUAAUUUUGGAUGCUUCCUUAGGUAUAGCUCUGCUCAGGUGUCAGUGCUGGGUUGUUGCUUUUGAGCUGAACCAGUGAUAAAUUGCCACUUACGUGCUGCACUCAAAAAAUAUAUUUACUCAGCUGUCCUACCAGGUAUGGCUUGGGCAGCUUGCAGAUCCCUUCAGCCCUACACUGCCAAUUCUGGAAUUAACCUUGCUGUUAAUAGGGCAACCAUCAUUGAAGAAAGCAUUUUCUUGCUCAGUUUUAGGCGUUUGGUUUCUCUUAGAGUUGAAGUGAGCAUGCAGUUGCAAUACUAGCUUACUUUGUCACGCUGGUAAGAGUUUAUUCACGUUAUCUUAAGCUAUAUGGGGUGUGCAAAACACAAUAGGUGUUUGCUCUUGUUUUUACUGCUUUAAACUACCUCUAAGCUUUGGGUGAACAGAAACCCAUGCUCGGAUGUUUGCCUGCUGCUCUCUGCUGGGUGUGGAACCUCCCUAAUUCACCCUGAAGACCCUGGGACCUGCAAGCAUGUGAGUUACCUUGGAAAAUUAAACCAGCAGCCACUUGGAGCAACAAGGUACAGUGCACGUGUCCUUCCAUUCUCAUCGAGGGUAUUUUAUCUCCUGCAGCAGAUUACAAAUACCUAACCUGUGGGUUACUCACUGACUUGCAUUGCAAGUCUGGCCUGAUCUGUGGUCAGGCAGAAAGCAAUUCUGAGGAGCAGGUGUUUGUGUGUGUGUUACUGGGCUGUGUUCAGAGUGGAUUGUGUAGUUCUUGUGCUUGCUUUUGAUGAAGAUACCUCUGAUUAUACAACUGACGAGAGAGCAAGAAUGAUGUUAUGUUGGGCAGAGGCAGUUUUUAAGAGUGGCACUUGUGGCCCCAGGCUAUGGAGGGGAACCCACAAAAGCAAAGAUGGGUCCAGAGCAUGUCAUCCCUUUUUUUCAUGUGCAUUUAUUUCCACAAUCUCUCCCAUUUUUAUUCCAGCCUGUACUGGUAUAGUAAGGGCUUUUACUUUCCCCCAAACCAGUUUGCAGCUGCAUUUUCCCAUUAAGACCUGGGCUCUUACUGCAGGGCAGUAGCAGGGCGGCUUUAGCACUCACUGAGCCAGCGAGCUCCUGGCUUUUGAUGUUCAGGAGGCAAUGCUGUUGCAUUUGUAGAGCAGCUGCAUCCUAGAUCUGAAAUUGUGUUGCUUGGUCCUGCUCCCAAUGCAGCUAGGCAGGGGCAGAUGCUGUUAAUUCUCAGCUUUCCAGCUGUGCAAGUGAAAAAGUGAGUGUAGUUAAGAGGGGGACGUAUUUGAAACUGCAGAGUGUGAAGUGGGGCAGUUUCUCCCCACUUGUGCCUGUUUGUUUGGGAAAUAGGGGGUGACAGAUCUUGGGCAGAGGGAAACAUUUUGCUGAAUUACAAGAUACUAAAGUGAGAUUUACAGAUGCCUUAGAUCAUCACAUUUUUAUUUGAACUGUUGAAAGUUUGGGGUUGGUUUUUUCCAUGGUAUAAGCAGUUAAUUUUCCGUUGGCAAGAACUGAAGGUAUCUGGCACUUGCGUGGGGUAGGUGGUCGAACUUUCCCUUGUCAGAUUGAACUUUAAAACCUCCUUCAAACUAAACAUUGCUUUUUUCUGCUCUUUGCUUAACCUUCUGCAGCCGGUCAUCAGCCUUUGGCCUCAGCAUCCUACCCCCCUCUCACCCUCCCCUGCUUUCAUCUCAGCUCUGCUUGAGCACAGAAAUCCAGUAGGGAGGCUGCUUUGGACUGGUUUGGGUUCAAGCUAGUCUGCCCUUUGUCUUAACAAUUUGCAUUUGCAUCCUAAAAGCAGAAGGCUGGAGGUACAGGGGCAGGUAAGAGAAACAGAUUUCACUAAUCUUUCAUUGUUAAUUAAUUCCUUGUAACAGGUUCUUUUCCCUUUGUAGGAGCCCUGUGAAUUUUAGCUGCUGACAGUUUUUUUGCUCUAGGCAUGGGCCCAAGGAGCCAUUUCAAGAGGGCCCUCCCAUCCCAGCUCUCAUGAAGGCUCGCUUCUGUACAGCUCACUAAAGUGUCAUGCUUGACUUUUAUCCCCAACUUGUAGCAAUGCUUCAUGGUGUGGAGAGCAAUUCAUAAGGUCAGGCUGUCCUGAGUAAUCACUGAUCUCUUGCCCAGCUGUAAAAGAGCACUGCUGAUUUGCUUUGCACUCUGUUUUUGGGGUGUGAGGGGAUGGGGAAAAGGCUUUUAUUCUCAAGAGCCGAAGUCAAUCUCAAAAUGGUUUGAGAUACUUAACAUUCCCUGGGCUCUUUAGCACACUGCAUGGGUGCUGUGGGACAUUCACGCCACCAUAGGUAGCACUGGUAGGCUCAGUAGAUUGGUUGCUGGGGGGUGAGCUGUGAGUCUGCAAGCUCAGUUAGUCAUCCUUUCAUGCAGCGAUGAGAAACACUGGGAUGGAAGUGGCCUGCGCUGGCUGAAGUCCGGCUGUGUUGCACAGCAGGCAUGGGAUGGGGGAGUUUAUGCUUCCCUGGAGCCUUCUGAUUUUGAGCUGAAUCAGGAACUUGUUUUUUGGCUUUCCAUGCCAAGGGGAUGAAGCAGGAAAAAGAGCCCUUUCUCAUUUUUACAUUAUUCCUUGCUAGUAACCCCUUUCAGACAGUGAUGUUGCAGUAAUACUUUUGGGAUCCUUCCAGGAUGAAAGAAGUUGACAUAUGGAGUGCAUGGCAGUGCUGCAGGGGAAAAGGGAGUGUUGAAGAGCUCUGGAGGGAGGAGGACUUUUUCGGCCAAGUGCUACAGCAAAGAGCUGGCCUAAGAAAUAGCAUGGGCUCUUGCCUGUAAGAGACAAGACUGGACACAUCAGGGUCCAAGUCAGCCUUAGUGGCUGAUAAAUUUUAUUUAAAGUGUUAGUGUGAAGUCCUGUAUCUCCUCUAAGUUGAUGGAGUCAAGACUUUACUGUGAAGUAGAAACAGGGAGUCUUUCCCAUUUAAUCAGGACAGGAUGAAGACGAGGUGCUCUCCCCACUCUUGUGCUUUGGGUUUUAAAUAUGAGAUUAGCAGCACUUUCUGUGAUGGCAGACACAACGAUCUGCCUCUAGCUUGACAGAAGCAGGCAGUUGUGCUUGUACAGGCAGGUGGAUAUGCCUUUCCCUGGAGCUGAGCUGAGUGACAGGCCGCAGACUACAGUGAGGUUGUCCUUUCUGCGGUGGGACCAGCCAUGGCUACAUCAGGGCUGCUGGAGCCAGAGAGAAUUAAGCGUGGGUGGGGGAAGGCUGCUGGCAGGCAGCAAAGGGCCACCCUGGUCCAGGCCCUAGAGCUGUGGAGCACAGAAGUGUGCCUGGCUUGUUGCUGGCUGAUUUUUUUCCUGUAGGAGUGAAAGGUUCGGAAGAGCAGCGCUUCCUGGAGCACUUUCAAUUGUCUGAAUAUUUUUCCUUUCUCUUGGCCUCCUGCCCUGGGUGUUGUUUUUCCUUCUGUAUUCGGUUGACUUCCCUCCCCUUUCAGAUUUUUUGUCCUCUGCAUCUAUCCUAAACCUUUUGAAAGAUAAUCUGUUUGUUGUUACCAGCAAGAGCAGUGGCUGUGGCCUGAGCAAGUACGUCUUGUUUUGCAUGUUUUCUUGCAGAACUUGUUGCUAUGCUAUUAGGCUAUGCUAGAGAGGGCCCCUUGGGGCUCGAUAUGGUCUCGAUGCCAAAUGAGGUAAUUUCUGCUUUUGCAGAGGAAUUGGAGCCAAGAUGAAGUCAUUGCCCCAGAGCCUGGAGAGGGGGUUGUAAAAGAACCCAGAGGUCUCCUGCAUCCUGGAUCAGCCCUUGAGUUGCUCCUGUUUUCUUCCCCCAGGUGCUGGCCUACCAGCCCUGGCAAGACCACAGACCCAGAGGUGACCAGUGCUAAAUGCAGCUGAUCUUUGAUUUAGUUACUUAGGAGGCAGUGCUUGGUAGCUGUGGCAGUGAGUAUGCGGGGGCAGGCAGAGACCUACCCAAGUUAGACGUAUCUUUGAAAAAGUCUUCCACGGCAGGCAAGUCCUGGGCGGGCUGCCAGCCCUUUCCAGUAGUUGUUUCCCGAGCUGUUGUGGCUGCGGUCUGUGAGCUUCCUCCCACGGGGUAUGUGAACAAACCCACCACAGAGUCAUGUAAAGGGCAUCUCAAAACCACAAUAUGCAGGAAAUCUUGCGUGCCACUUAAUCGGCCCUAGGAUGGCUGAUGAGGCCUUGCUGCCAGAGCUGGUGGGAUGUGCAGAUCCCCUGCUUUAGCAAAGGUGGAAAAUACAAAUUCUCUCUGCCUUGCUGGGAGAUUUUCAGAGACCUGCUUUUGCUGGAACAUGGUUAUUACCAUUAGCCUAUCCUCCUCUGGUACCAGGAUCAGUCAGUUUGCAUUGAGGUGUUGUGAACUUUGGACAGGAAUAGCAGUGGUGCACCAGCUACACCAUACACACUUAUAAAAUACACUUUUUCAGGAUUAAAGAUGCUCAAUGCAUGGAGGGACCUACUUCCCUGAAGACCUCUUCCUUAUCACCUCUCUUCUCUGCUUUAGUGUUUCCUGCAUCAGUACCUUAAAUAGUGUAAAGCUGAGGACAAUGCAUCUUUUUGUGGUGUGUCUCUUCAGUGUCUGGGGUCUGGCUGCCCCUGAGCGCUACGUCGUGGAAGACGUCUGCACUGCAAAGCCACGCGACAUCCCGGUGAAUCCCAUCUGCAUCUAUCGCAACCCUGAGAAGAAGCCCCAGGAGGGCGAGGGGCAAGAGCCAGGGAAGGGCAAGCUCCCAGAGUCUACUAACCCCCGGGUCUGGGAGCUGUCGAAGGCCAAUUCUCGCUUUGCUGUUGUCUUCUACAAGUACCUGGCUGACUCUAAGGACAAUGGGGAAAACAUUUUCAUGUCACCACUCAGCAUUUCUACAGCCUUCGCCAUGACCAAGCUCGGAGCUUGUGGUAGCACCCUCCAGCAGCUCAUGGAGGUCUUUCGAUUUGACACCAUUUCGGAAAAGACAUCUGAUCAGAUCCACUUCUUCUUUGCCAAGCUGAACUGCCGGCUUUACAAGAAAGCCAACAAAUCCUCAGAGCUGGUAUCGGCCAACCGCCUUUUCGGGGAGAAAUCUUUGGUCUUUAAUGAGACUUACCAGAACAUUAGUGAAAUAGUUUAUGGAGCGAAACUCUGGCCCUUGAACUUCAAAGAGAAGCCAGAAUUUUCCAGGAAGAUCAUUAAUGAGUGGGUAGCUAACAAGACAGAGAAGCGCAUUACAGAAGUGAUCCCAGAAAGAGGUAUUGAUGAUCUCACUGUCUUGGUCCUGGUCAACACCAUUUAUUUUAAGGGGCACUGGAAAUCGCAGUUCCCAGCUCCAAACACAAAACUGGAUUUAUUUCAUAAAGCCAAUGGUGAGACCUGCAAAGUCCCAAUUAUGUACCAGGAGUCCAAAUUCCGCCACGCAUCCAUCCCCCAGGACAAAGUCCAGGUGCUGGAGCUGCCUUACAAAGGGGAUGAUAUCACAAUGGUGCUGGUCCUGCCCAGUGCUGGCACACCAUUGGUGGAGGUGGAGCGAGACCUGACAUCGGAGAAGCUGCAGGACUGGAUAGACUCCAUGAUGGAGGUAUCUCUCUUUGUCUACCUCCCUCGCUUCCGCGUCGAGGACAGCUUCAGUGUCAAGGAGAAGCUGAGAAAAAUGGGGCUGGAAGAUCUCUUCAGUCCAGAAAAUGCCAGACUCCCAGGUAUCAUUGCAGAGGGUCGUACAGACCUGUAUGUAUCUGAGGCUUUCCAUAAAGCCUUCCUUGAGGUGAAUGAAGAAGGUAGCGAGGCAUCAGCUGCUACAGCUGUCACUGUCUCCGGCCGUUCCUUCCCCAUGAACAGAAUAAUCUUCAAUGCCAACAGGCCCUUCCUGCUUUUCAUCCGGGAAGCCUCCCUCAACACCAUUAUCUUCAUGGGCAGAAUAGCCGACCCUUGCUCCUAAAGGGGCUCUCAGGGCCUCGCCUCUCCCUCCUCUGCCUCUGGAAAAGGGGCAGUAGGGUAUUGCCAUGAAGCCUGGGCUGCUCCUGGGGUGUUUGGUCUUACUGUUUGGUGCAAGCUGCAGGGAGGGACUGUAUCCAGCUGGGCUGUAACCGCUCCUCCUUGCUGUGUCAGGUGAGGUGGCUCAGAGGGCACUUCACCUGCUCCAUCCUUCAUUCAAAGGGAAGCUGAAUUUUUUUCCGGCACCAGUAUUUUUGAGGCACCCAAACCUGAGUCCAGCAUUGCUGUCAUUCUUAUAUCCAACCCUCCUCCCUUUCAGGCCUCAAACUGUAACUCUGAUCCCCUGGUUCAUUAAAAACCUAUAGAUCUGUAUGUAA
Molecule: messenger RNA, 8463 nt
Organism: Haliaeetus leucocephalus (bald eagle)
Lineage: Eukaryota; Metazoa; Chordata; Aves; Accipitriformes; Accipitridae
Gene: SERPINC1
Product: serpin peptidase inhibitor, clade C (antithrombin), member 1
Exons: 7
Coding region: 6624-8090 (488 amino acids)
Biological process (GO): regulation of blood coagulation
Molecular function (GO): serine-type endopeptidase inhibitor activity
Source: RefSeq, a predicted model, not a curated record